UGGGAAAAGCAACAGAGGAAAGCUCGAACCCUUUCUGAGGGAAAUAAAAAAAAGCAUGGAAAAAGCGAGCUGUUGCGAAAAAUUAUUCGCCAUUCGUCAACGGGCCACUGAGCCAUCUGGGCUGAUAAGCUGCUAAUCGUGAAGUGUGAUUAAGGAACGAGCUAGUACCGGUUGCCUCAAGUAUUCAAUAAAAGUGUAAAAAUGGAUGUUAUUCAGUUUAAACUGCCAGGAAAUUUCAAACCAAAAUCGAAAGUUUACCGGGGACGAAAGAAAAGCCGUGUGUGGGGUACACCGGAAACUCUGUUCACACUGUGCGAAAUCGUGCUCCGGAAGUUGCUGCUGCCGGUCGCUCCGCGGCGGAAAUUCUGGUCCACCGUCAUUUCUCUCCUGCCAAACGAGACUGCCCGCUGUGCUGUUUGGCACCAGGUUUUUUGUCCAGAGGAUUUCAACCAACAUCUACGCUCAACUGUGAACUACGCUAACCACUGGGCGCUGCUUUCGUCGGAACGAUCUCCGACGGGCACAAACAUCCGUGUCGGUUCACUAGUUCGGAACAAAAUCACCCAACUGCUGCUGGAUUUGGACUACUGCAGUAGCAGCGGCAGCGAGUGUCUAUUGCCCCUGGGUGGUGACCAGAUGGCACAUUUUGGCACGGCAUCACGGGAACCGUACAAAACUAGUGAAAUUUUACCAACCGAACUGAGCCCGCAGGCUUCGACGUGUCGUUGCUACCGCUGCUACCGUUGUAUCACUGAGCAAUAUGGAUACCGCCGCUCGCUGAUGGCCAGACAACGAGUAGCGACCCCACAAUUAAUAGUCCUGGGACGGGGACAAAUGACGACCCCACGCAGCAGCUGUCCGGUGCAAAUUAAUGAUGUCAUUUCCUGUGGCCGUUGCCGGGCAAAGCUGUAAUCGCACUUACCUGCACUA
Molecule: messenger RNA, 930 nt
Organism: Culex quinquefasciatus (southern house mosquito)
Lineage: Eukaryota; Metazoa; Arthropoda; Insecta; Diptera; Culicidae
Exons: 3
Coding region: 202-912 (236 amino acids)
Source: RefSeq, a predicted model, not a curated record